Molecule: messenger RNA, 6353 nt
Organism: Grammomys surdaster
Lineage: Eukaryota; Metazoa; Chordata; Mammalia; Rodentia; Muridae
Gene: Skic3
Product: tetratricopeptide repeat domain 37
Exons: 46
Coding region: 310-4833 (1507 amino acids)
Cellular component (GO): Ski complex
Molecular function (GO): protein binding
Source: RefSeq, a predicted model, not a curated record
CAGAAGUCGAAAUCUAAAGGCAGUUGAAAUUCCUUUGGAGAAUUCUGAAAGAAGCACAUUUCUAUCUCCAAGUCAAAUUCUUCACUGAUAAGUUUCAGGUGAAAAAUGGAUAAGGAACAACUUGCCAUUCAGUUCAGGAGGAAGAUGCAGGCGUGAUGACAGUCUACAGGUUACCUUGCAGAAGGGUCGUGGCUUAAGGAAAGUGUGAAAUCAGUGCUAAACUUUGUUAACUGCUGUCAUCAAGACUCGUAAACUAAAAGCAUUUUUUUCUCUAGUUCACCUCUAAAUCACUAUCAAGAUACUUUCAGAAUGUCCAGCAAAGAAGUGAAGACUGCUCUAAAAAGUGCAAGAGAUGCAAUCAGAAACAAAGAGUACAAAGAAGCUUUGAAACAUUGCAAGACAGUGUUAAAACAAGAGAAAAAUAACUAUAAUGCCUGGGUUUUUAUUGGUGUUGCUGCAGCUGAACUAGAACAGCCUGACCAGGCCCAGGGUGCCUAUAAGAAAGCUGCUGAACUAGAGCCAGAGCAGAUACUCGCGUGGCAGGGGCUAGCAAGUUUGUAUGAGAAGUGUAAUCACAUAAAUGCUAAGGAUGAUUUACCUGGUGUUUACCAAAAGCUGUUGGAUCUCUAUGAAAGUGUUGACAGACAGAAGUGGUGUGACGUGUGUAAGAAACUCGUGGAUCUCUAUCACCAGGAAAAGAAACACCUAGAGGUGGCUCGGACAUGGCAUAGAUUGAUAAAGACACGGCAGGAAGAUGGAGCAGACAGACAAGAGCUUUAUGAAUUGUGGAGAAAAUUGAGUCAGUUGCUGGCUGAGAAUAUAGAAGAUCAGAAUAAUGAGACCCAGCAGAUGCUUUUAACUGCAUUUGAGAAUGCACUGGACUUAGCAGAUAACAUUCCCAGUGAAGAUCACCAAGUACUUUACAGGAAUUUUAUUCAGUGUUUGUCUAAAUUUCCUCAUGAGACAACUAGGUUGAAGAAGGCCUGUGAAGGAAUGAUAACUAUCUAUCCUACCAUACAGUACCCACUAGAAGUGAUUUGUUUGUACUUAAUUGACUCAGGGAGCCUGACAGAUGAGGGACUCCAGUAUUGUUGUAAACUAGUGGAAAUGAAUUCAAAAAGUGGUCCAGGCCUUAUUGGCUUAGGCAUUAUAGCUUUACAAGACAAGAAGUAUGAAGAUGCUGUUAGUCAUCUAACAGAAGGCUUGAAGGAAAGCCCUCUCUGCAUAGCUGGGUGGUAUCAUCUAGCAGAAGCCCAAGUCAAAAUGCACAGACCUAAGGAAGCUAUUCUUUCUUGCAAUCAAGCUCUGAAGACCAUAGAUAACCUCGGUGCAUCAAGUGGCAGUCUUCAUCAGAAGAAUCUUUGUCUUCGUCUGAAAGCAGAGGCUUUGCUUAAACUCUCAGAUUGUGCAUCUUCGGAGGAGGCAGUUCGUACCCUUGAUCAGGUUUCUGAUGUAGAUAAUACCCCAGGACUGCUGGUUCUCCAAGGCCUGGCCUGUCUGAACACAGGGGCUGUAGACAAGGCUACAAAGAUCAUGGGAGACCUUGUAGCCUCUUACCCUGAUCUAGCUGAGGCUCACGCUCUUGAGGCCCAGGUUCACUUUGCUAAGAAGGACUAUGUGCAAGCAGAAAUGAGUUUCCAGAGAGCACUUGAGAAAGAUGCUGAAGUUGCUGAAUAUCAUUACCAGCUUGGGUUGACAUACUGGUUCAUGGGUGAAGAAACAAGAAAAGACAGAACAAAGGCUCUUACCCACUUUCUGAAGGCUGCGAGACUGGAUGCACACAUGGGUAAAGUUUUCUGCUACCUAGGCCACUAUUACCGAGAUGUGGCUGGAGAUAGAAACAGAGCCCGAGGGUGUUACAGGAAAGCGUUUGACUUAGAUGACAGCGAUGCUGAGUCUGGGGCUGCUGCAGUUGACCUGAGCGUGGAGCUUGAAGACACGGAAACUGCUUUAGCUAUUUUGACAGCAGUAACUCAGAAGGCGAGUGCUGGAACAGCGAAGUGGGCGUGGCUGAGGAGAGGACUCCACUAUUUGAAAGCCGGUCAACAUUCUCAAGCAGUGUCUGAUUUACAGGCAGCAUUAAGGGCAGACCCAAAGGACUGCAAUUGCUGGGAGUCAUUAGGAGAGGCGUACUUAAGCAGAGGUGGCUACACAACAGCCUUGAAGUCUUUCACAAGAGCCAGUGAGCUCAACCCAGACUCUACAUACAGUGUGUUUAAAGUGGCAGCGAUACAGCAAAUCCUAGGCAGGUAUUCAGAGGCCAUUACACAGUAUCAGCUGAUCAUUGAAAAGAAAGAAGAUUAUGUGCCUGCCUUAAAAGGUUUAGGUGAGUGCCACCUGAUGCUGGGGAAGGCGGCCUUAGUGGAUUUCCUGGACGGAAAAGCUGUGGACUAUGUGGCACAAGCGCUGGGGUAUUUCACCCGGGCCCUGCAGCAUCAACCUGAUGUAUCUUGCCUUUGGAAGCUCGUGGGAGAUGCCUGCACCUGUCUGCAUCCUGUUUCACCAUCUAAAGUGCAUGUUCAUGUCUUGGGAGCCCUUCUCGGCCAGCAGGAAGGACAACAAGUCUUAAAGAAGGAUGGGCUCCUGUGUCUUGGAGGAAGGUGUUAUGGUCGUGCAUUAAAAUUGAUGUCUACAUCUAAUACAUGGUGUGAUCUUGGAAUUAAUUAUUACCGUCAAGCCCAGCAUCUAGCAGAAAUUGGCAGCAGCAUGAAUGAUCUUACUGAGCUACUGGAGAAAUCUUUGCAUUGUCUGAAAAAGGCGGUGCGGCUGAACAGUAAUAAUCACUUAUACUGGAACGCUCUUGGUGUGGUUGCAUGUUACCGUGGAGUUGGAAAUUACGCUCUUGCUCAGCACUGUUUCAUCAGAUCAAUCCAGGCAGAACAAAUUAAUGCCGCUGCAUGGACCAACUUAGGAGUGUUAUACCUUGCGACUGAAAACAUCGAGCAAGCCCAUGAAGCAUUCAAAAUGGCUCAGUCCCUUGAUCCAUCUUAUUUAUUGUGCUGGAUUGGACAAGCUCUUAUUGCAGAGAGAGUUGGAAGUUAUGAUACCAUGGAUCUCUUCAGGCACACUACAGAGCUCAGUAUGCAUACUGAAGGAGCAAUAGGUUAUGCAUAUUGGGUUUGUACAACAUUACAAGACAAAAACAACAGAGAAACAGAGCUAUACCAGUACAACAUCCUCCAGAUGAAUGCUGUCCCCGCGGCACAGGGCGUUCUGUGUAAAUAUGUAGAAAGAUCACAAUCCCCAAGUUUCAUAUUACUUGGCAUCAUCAGAACCCAUCUACAGAUUCAAUGCAAUCCCCAUCAAAAGGCAACUGCACUGUUAAAUUCCUCUGAGGACCAACAUACUUACAAUGUUACAGUAAGAAACUGGGGCAGAUUGUUAUGCUCCAUUGGUGACUGUGACAAAGCCAUCCAGGCCUUUAAGUCAACCCCCCUUGCGGAGCUAGAGGACGUUAUAGGGUUUGCACUUGCGUUGUUUAUGAAGGGCCUGUAUAAGGAAAGCAGCAUAGCCUAUGAGAAAGCCUUGGCUGUUUGUAAAUCAGAGCAAGACAAAGCGCACAUCUUGACAGCUAUGGCAAUAACAGAAUAUAAACAAGGGAAAAUGGAUGCAGCCAAGUCAUUACUCUUCAAAUGCUCUAUUUUAAAGGAACCAACUGCAGAAAGUCUUCAAGCACUAUGUGCUCUAGGGUUGGCAAUGCAGGAUGCCACACUGUCAAAAGCAGCAUUGAAUGAGUUACUCAAACAUAUCAAACACAAGAACGAUUAUCACAGGUGUCUUCUGACGGCAGCAGUUUAUGCACUCCAGGGUCACAGUGUGGCAGUGCAAAGACAAGCAGCCAAGGCUGUGCACAGUAACCCCGCUGACCCUGCUCUUUGGUCUUUGCUAUCUCGAAUCGUUGCUCAGUACACCCAGCGGAGUGCAAAGGGAGGUGCUGUAGCUGGCAAUGUGGCUCGUAUUCUGGAUUCGAAUCAUGGAAAGAAGGCAUUGUUGUAUACUGCAGUGAACCAGUUGGCCAUGGGAAACAGUACAGCGGAGGAUGAAAAAAGUGCUGCUCUAAAGACCAUUCAGAAGGCAGCCUUCCUUUCUCCAGAUGACCCUGCUGUCUGGGCUGGGCUGAUGGCAGCCUGCCAUGCAGAUGAUAAACUGGCUUUGGUCAGUAACACUCAGCCAAAGAGGGUAGAUUUGUACUUGGCAUUGCAGUCUGCUGUUUCUGCUUCACUUAAGGACAAAGAAAUUUUGCAAAAUUACAACCAGUCGCUUGAAAAGUGGUCUUUCUCACAAGCUGUCACUGGUCUGAUUGACACAGGAAACAUAUCUGAAGCUGAAUCUCUGUGCACUAAGAAUUUAAAAAGUAACCCUGAUCAGCCAGCUGUUAUCUUACUGUUGAGACAAGUUCAGUGUAAAUCACUCCUGGAGUCACAGAAGCUCCUCCCAGAUGCUGUGCUAGAAGAACUGCAAAAAGCAGUCAUGUCCAACUCAACCUCUGUCCCAGCAUGGCAGGCUGAUGUCUCCGGUGAUCACUGGCCAUCCUUGGUUCACGAAGCCACAAGCGAGGCCCUGAAGGUCUGCUUCAGCCCGCUGGCUGUCCUCCUGCAAGCGUUGCUACAGUUCAACCGUAAGAUGGGAGCCAGAGAGACACGGCGGCUUUUGGAGAGAGUAGUGUACCAGACUGGAUACCCCAGCUCAAUUGUAUCAACUGCUCGUUGGUACCUCUUAAGACACCUCUAUGCAAAAGAUGACCAUGAGCUAAUUGAUGUGUUGGUGAGGAAUGCUGAGAGUCACGGUGAUAAAAGAAUGUUGGAACUGAAUCAAAAGCUGUCGGCACAGUGAUCAUGGACUGUGAGACUUAAAAUUCUUCAGACCAAGUCUUGGUGAAGUCUACAUGUUCUUGUACUCUGUCUUGCCAGUUCCAUUUCAGAUCCUAUUGAUGAAGCAUAAUAUGAAUGUUUGUAAGACUUUGACUGCUAAUGGAUAUAUUUGUAAAGCUCAGAAUGCUCAGUUAUAUGGUUGCAUUUAAAAACACAUUAAUGGAAAAGUUGGGGAAAAUAAUGCUGAUGAUAUUUUAUUACUCACGCAGUUUUUUUUUUGCUCAUGAUGAAAAGAAAUGACUUGAAAUAAAACAAAAAUCAGUGUCUUAUUUUUUCAUAUUAUUAAUAUGAAACAUAGUUUUUAAAUUUCAGGUUUUAAAACUUAAAAGCAGAGUUACCUAUUUUUUUCAAAGUGUAAUUUAUAUAUUUAAAUAACCUAUAUGUCACUCACUUUGGAUUGUGAUUUUAAAUAUUCCAGUGGGUAUGGUGGUACAUGCCUUUAAUUAUCAGUACUUGGGAGCAGAGGCAUGCAAAUCUCUAAAUUUGAGAUUAGCCUGGUUUAUGUAGAAAGUUCCAGGCCAGCCAGAAUUGCAUAGUGAGAUCUUGUCUCAAUAAAUUUUCUUCAGAUGUAAACAUUUAUUGUACAGAGAUAUGUGGCAGUAUAAUUAAUUUUGUAUGUGUUUUUUUUCUCAGCCAGCAGGCUCAUUGUAUUAUUUUGUGAAAUCCUAUGAAUUGGUAAUAUUCUUUAAUUAAAUUGUAUGUCAGAGGUUAUUCUCUUAGACAGAACUGUAACCUGGAUUUUUCCAUUUGUGGUGAAACAUUAUAAUCACUGACAGUUAUUCAAUCAGAAACCUUAGGGUAGGAGGGCUCAGAACUCAGCAUUCUGAUGGAGCCUGAGGAGGUCUAACACUUGCACAGACCUGAACACAAAGGCUUUUCUGGAUGUUUCUCCCUGAUCCUCCUGGUAAGCUGAUCCAGCGUGUGCAGCCUGACCCCAAGGCAGCUAUGUGUGCGCCAGAGAAGGCACUGUGCAGCUCAGUGCCCACGUCCUUCUGUCUUCUCCUGGCUAGGCUGCUGCCAUCUGCCUGUAUUAGACAUGGCCCCUGCCAUCCACCUGCUUUCUGGGGGUGUCAUCUGAUUCACAAGGUUAUUUCCUUCCCCAUUUAGAUUAUGUGGCCUGUUUUUGGUUUAGAGAAUGUAUUCACUUAAGAUUUGUAUACUGAAAUCACUCACAGUGUGUUUAGCCUUUGCUCCAGCCCAAAUUCAAGCAAUGACCUUUGGAUUCUUUUGCCAAUUCUGGCUUUCAGGACCCUGAGUUUUCUGCAAAUCAGGGUAGUAAAAAAAAUGUCUUUAAUAUUCAUUCCGUUGAUUCUUGUUUGCAUUUAGAAUGCACACAUGUAGGUUAUUUUAUACCAAACUUGGCGUCCUUUACCUUCUCCUUUAAUAUUGGUGAUAAACAACGUUCUUAAAGCAAGGCACUUUGAAACACAUCAACGUUAUAAAGCUGUGGAAAAAUGAAUUAAAGCUAAUUUCAAGGACUAA